This is a messenger RNA of Symbiodinium sp. CCMP2592, 846 nucleotides long. The record is from the annotation of a GenBank genome assembly. Lineage: Eukaryota; Dinophyceae; Suessiales; Symbiodiniaceae.
AUGGCCGAGUUCCUCACAAGCUUGUCCUAUGUCAUCGCCAGCGCAGCAGUCUGCGUGACGGUGUCUCCCUUUGCUCUCCUGGGCCUGGCACCGCUCUGCAUCAUGUUUGUGUACGUACGGAGGUACUACACGUCGAGCGCAAGAGAACUGAAGCGACUGGAAUCCGUGUCAAGGAGCCCACUCUACGUGGACUUCCAAGAGCUUCUUACAGGCUUGGUCCACCUCCGAACCUUUGGAUUGGAGAAACGUGCGCUGCGAAAUUUUGAGGCGAAGGUGGAUGAGAACAACAGGAUGUUCUUCCAUCUGCACUCGCUGGUGCCUUUCAAUGUCCUGCGCAUGAACGGUUUAGCCGCCCUUUUUGUGUCCGUGAUGGCAGCCGUGGUCGUGGUCUUGGGCAACCGCCUGGAGACCUCGCUGAUUGGCCUCGGUCUCUCUGCCGCUGCAGGGCUCAUUGGACGACUACACCAGACAAUACGUUUUUCUGCAGAGGUCGAGAACAACUUCACCUCCGUAGAGCGCUUGCAGCAUUUCAACAAGGUCCCCCAAGAGGUGGAGACAGUGGAGACCUCCGAUGCACCGGCACCUGCUGCAUCCUGGCCGAGCAAGGGCGAGGUCGUCUUCGAGGAUGUGAAGCUCAGCUACCGCCCUCAUCUCCCUCUUGCAGCUUGGAGCACUAUGCAGAAUCUGCAGGCGUCACUUUUGUUGCGGGGCGUCUUGCUUCACGCGCUGAUUGAGGCAUCGUUGGGCGGACAGGCUCUGGCAAGUCCACCUGCCCGGCCCCAAGAAAAAGCUGACAAAGCGCCCCCUUCUCUCUUGGUGGAAGAUGGUAGACUGCUGUCCUUGUAA